Messenger RNA from Serinus canaria (Common canary), 12183 nucleotides. It is a transcript of the gene PRUNE2, whose product is annotated as prune homolog 2 with BCH domain. Gene Ontology annotation, biological process: apoptotic process. Gene Ontology annotation, cellular component: cytoplasm. Lineage: Eukaryota; Metazoa; Chordata; Aves; Passeriformes; Fringillidae. The record is from RefSeq and is a predicted model, not a curated record. Gene Ontology annotation, molecular function: pyrophosphatase activity.
GCAGCCGGGGUGCCGAGCGGGGCAGCGCCGAGCGGGCAGCCCGGCCGCGCUCCUGCCCUGCCCUGCCCUGCCCUGCGCCCGGCCGGAGCCAUGGAGGAGUUCCUGCAGCGCGCCCAGUCCCGGCUGAACAGGAGCAAACGCCUGGAAAAAGUCCAUGUUGUUCUUGGGAAUAAACCCUGUGAUUUGGAUUCACUUAUUUCUACCCUGGCCUAUGCCUAUUUUCUAGACAAGGUCAGUCCUCCUGAUGUUCUCUGCUUACCUGUGUUGAACAUACCAAGAAAAGACUUCAGCUACUUCACUGAGACAAGAUUUAUUUUGGACGAGCUGAAAAUCCCAGAGUCAUUCCAUAUCUUCAGAGAUGAAAUCAAUUUGCAUCAGCUGAAUGCUGAAGGGAAAUUGUCUCUAACGCUUGUAAACAGCAACAUGCUGACAAGUGAGGAUAAAAGUUUGGAAUCAGCUGUUGUCAAAGUCAUCAAUCCAGAUGAGCAAUGUGACAGGAGCCUGGAGUUACAAGCAUGUUCUUCCUCUUUAGUCGUAAAAGAGAUUCUUCAGAAGGCACCAGAGUUAAUCACUCAGCAACUGGCUUAUCUCCUCAGAGGGAGCAUUCUCUUCAAGUGCAUGUCUUUGGAAGCUGACAAAAUGACAGAGCACCAGGAGAAAGUACUGUCAGUUUUGGAGGAAAAGUUUCCAGAUCUUCCUCCACGAGAUGAAAUUAUCUCUGCUCUCCAAGAGACUCAGUUUAACACCCAAGGUGUGAGCAUUGAGGAGAUUAUGCUCAAGGAUCUCAAGGAGAUUUCAGAUGGAGAAAUCAAAGUAGCGAUUAGCACCGUGUACAUGACACUAGAGGACUGCAUAUUACACAGGAGUCUCAUUGGUGAUCUGAAAGCAUUCAUAGAUAAAUAUGGGUUCGAUGUACUUGUCAUUUUGGCCAACUGUUUGACAGAUGAGAAGCAGACAAAACAACAAAUAGCAGUAUACUCGGAAAACCUAGAGCUAGGCAAUCAAAUCUGCUGUGAAUUAGAAGAGUGUCAGAAUCCUUGUUUGGAGCUGGAUCCUCUAGAAUGUGAAUGUGACCAAAUUCUCAUUUAUCAUCAAGAAAAUUCUUCGGUGACCUGUGAUCAAAUUUUUCUUCUAAUUAAGGAAGUUAUAAAUAGAAGGCAACCAGAAAUGGUAUCAAACAGUAGAACUUCUUCUACUGAAGCUGUUGCUGGAAGUGCUCCACUUUCACAAGGAUCUUCUGGUAUUAUGGAGUUAUAUGGUUCUGAUGUAGAACCACAGCCCAGUUCUGCCAAUUUUAUAGAAAAUCCUCAAGAUCUAAAUGGGUCUAUGCAAGCCCACAUUGAUGUUAAUGUAGACCUUGUGAGUCCAGACAGUGGCUUGGCUACCAUUAGAAGCAGCCGGUCUUCCAAGGAGAGUUCUGUUUUUCUUAGUGAUGAUAGCCCUGUUGCAGAAGGUGCUGCUUCACAUCACAGUCUUUUGCCUGGCUUUGAUUCCUACAGCCCUAUUCCUGAAGGAGCAAUAGCUGAAGAGCAAAAGUCUCAGUCAGGAAGCAAUAGCGAUAACUUUGAUCUUUUCAAUUUUGAUCUAGCACCCAUGGUUACAGCUCCAUCUGAGUCAUCUUCUCGUUCUGUUGAUUGUUCCCCGGCAGAUUACUAUUUUCUCAAUAGUGAUUCAUCAGAAGGGCAUCAGCUAACUCUGAAGAAAAAACUUGAUGAGACAAACCUAUUAGAAAAUGAUUCAGGAAAGUAUUCAACUGACUUACUUAAAACAAAAAUUGAGGAAGACAGUCCAGCAGAAUUUGGUGAGAAUCCGGGAGAAACGUGUGAGAAAACUUCAAGUUUGAUUGAUUUAGUUGAAGGUGAUUCUUCUUCACCAGAAGCAUUGAAAUCUGCUGAUUCAAGAAUUCCACCAACUCCUAUGAAUAGUCUUGUAGAUACUUCACCAUUAGAUAAUGGGGAACCUUUAAUUUUCUCACAAGAUGUCAUUAAAAAAAUUAAUGAAAUAGGUGGCACAAAUUACUCUCCAUCUCGUGUUAGAUAUGGGAGCUGGUGGGACGGCUUUGACCUAGAUUCCAGAAAUGCUGAUGCAUGGAGUUCAAGUGAACAGGAAUCUGUAUUUCAGAGUCCUGUCUUAUGGAAAGAUUCUAAAGAAAGUCCUUUGCUACGAGAACAUACUGAUAGAAGAGCCUCAGAUUCUGUGUUCCUCCAAAAACAGCCCAAGCAAAUGGAAUAUAUGAAAGCAGGUCUAUGGGACAAUCAGUUUAAAGAAGAUAAUUGGAACCGUGAGAAUCAAGAGAAAAACACUGAACAUUCAUGUUUGCAAACUGCUUCUUUAGAUGAGACAAAGCAAGAAGUGGAGAGCUUUACAGACCUGUGGAAGGUCAGCCAACCAACACCUGUGAUGUCAGAUGCAUGGUGUAGUGGUGAAGAAAAAGGUAGCCAGCUAGCUGGAGACUCUUACAAAAUCUGGACCGAGUUAGAUGAAGGAAAUGCUGGUAAACCCUCAGAAAAGGUAUGGAACAUGCCCAAACUAGAUGGAGAGUUAAAAUCUGUGAAUAUUCCUGAGGAAUGGGCCUUAUCAAAAUCUGGUUUAUCAGAUUCUUCAGAAAUCACAGUGGACAAUGAAAUUGAAAAUCCAGAAGUAUGGGAUAAAGGAAGGUACUAUUCAAUAGAAGACCAUGGAAAACCUGAAAAUAUAACUUUUGUUUUCAACAAUAUGCAAAAUAAUUCCAAGCUGAACACAGAGGAAGCUUUGUUUGGUGAUCCUAAACAUAGACAAAAACAAUUUGAAAAUAUAGAUACCUGGAGUAUGUAUGAUAAAAACAUCAGAAAAGAAGUAACAGAAGUAGUGGUGCCAUGGGAGGAUACCUUCUUAUAUAAAAACUCGGAUCUUAAUUCCUCAAAUAUAGCGGAAGAUUUAGUUGUUUCUCCACCAGACACCAAUUAUUCAACAUCUGAUUCAUAUAUAUCACCUACAUAUGUGGAAGAUGAAAGAGAAAAUGAGGACAAGGAUUUUGAUGAAGGAACAGUUAAUGGUAAAUUCAUGAACACAAACUUGGCUGAGUCAGAAGUACUUGAGAAAUCAAGUAAGGAACCAUUGUCUCCUGACAAUGUGCCUUUGUCAAAUACUAGAAAUACAGAUAUCUGGGACACUCCCCUAAAUAACAUCACCCAGUUACAAGAAAGAAAUUCUGAAAUUCCAGUUCUUUCUGCAUCUGCUAAGCCUUGCCUUAAUUCAGAACAAACAGCUGAUCAAUGUUUUUCAACUGAAAUAUGUAGCAGUGAAAAUAACUUUCCUGUAUCUGAAAGCAGAAGAGUAAUGCUGGCAUAUAGUCAAACAAUGAAUGACUUAUCACCCUCACAGAAUGAAUUAAAUACUAGACAGAGAGCAGCUGACGAGGCAGAAGCAGUGGGCAGUGUUCCUGUAGAAGGCACGAACGUCUCUACACCAACUUCAGAAAAUGAGAAAGGUUUGGAUCUGAAAACAUGUGACUUAGGGAGUGAGAUACUUAGUAAGAAUGCAGCACAAAACACUGUUGGUAUUGAAGAAGAGUUGGGUAUUCAGGAUUCAGUGCACCAGCUGGACUCGUGGGAUUCACAGAGUGAGCAGGGGUGUGAGGAAGGCUGGGAUAAUGCCACUGUCAUCUCUAAGGAAGGAGAAGAAUGUAAGAGAACACAUGUGACAAGUGGGCAGCAGAUAAUUAAUGACAUUUGUAAUAAACCGGUGCAAGAGGGCAAUGAAUCUUCAGGUAAAACAGAUUUGGAAGAAAAUGAGCCAACAACUGAAGUUCCCACCUCCCCAGAAAAACUGAGAAAUUGUGUUAGUUUGGACGUAUUAAUCACAGAGAAUGUGUCAUUUUCUAAUCAAAGCAAUCCAGUUAGUCAGGAAGAGAGAAAAGACGUAUUGCAGAACAGUUUAGAAUCUUCAACUAUUACUGAAGGAGGCAGAGAUUAUGAAUUUUUUGAUGACCCCUUACCAAAAAAUUACAAUUAUAGUGAAAUGUCACAGCUGCUUUCUGAGGGGGCUGGAAAAGCAGCUGCUGUGACAGAGGAUGCAACAAGUCCCAAGAUGGAAAAUAUUUCUGAAAGUUCUGAUAAGGGUAGUGAUAAUCCUGAAAAUAAUUCUUCUAAAAUACUUGGAAGCUCAGGUGUCUGGAAUGACUCUGGAAAGAAUGAUUGUGGCCAAGCCAUAUCAAUUCCUUUGAUGGAUAAACCACAAGAACCUCUGGGAGAACAGCAAGAAUGCUUACAUGAAGUGACUUCUAACCAUCCAGACAUUUGUAAUUCUGAUUUACUAUCUUUUAAAAAUAGCUUAGAACUGAUGAGGACCAAUGAAAAUCCUUUCACAGAUGAGUUCAAGAAAAAUCUUUCUGGAUUUGUUAGUGUUCCUGAUAUUGCACAUAUGUCUGUGGUGGAAAAUUCAUUUUCACUUGAAAUAGCUUCUGGGAGAAAUGAAAACUGUGAAAAUGUAGAACCUGCUACUAAUCUUUGUGGAGAGCCAUUUGCAGUGCCUAAUGACAAUUUUCCCCAAACUGCUUGGGAUUCACAGCCACGUGAAGAUUUGCAGUCUCCUGGAACAAGUCCUGAGGCAAGCGAAGUCCUUGAAAUAGCAAAUACCACAAGCAGCCUUUCAAAAGAUAUACAGAUCAAAAGCUAUUUGGAAGAAGAUAAUAUGUGGAGUAAUUCAAUAAAUUAUUAUACACACUCAAGUGGAACAAGUCCUGACUUAAGUGAUACAUCUGUGAAUGUGUGGGGAGACCUUCCAGUUGCUAGUCAUCAUGAAAGAAGCAGGGAUGUGUGGGAGAUGAAAAAUAAUAAAAAUCUUGCAGAUUCCUUUAAAAAGCGGGAAUUUGGGAAUGAAUCUGAAGAAGAAUUUGAAACAAGUGGUGAAGAGAACAAAGUUCCUAAAAGCUUAGAUUUUUGGAAUGCCCAUGUAGAUGAUGAUACUGUAUCUUCUUUGUCAAGUCCUGACAUAAAUGAGGAUUCAGAGAAUUCAGAGGCAUGUCCAGAAGUGAUUCAUGAAGAUUCAGUGUGUGAAAACAAGCAGCACAGAGCAGCUGAAAAUGAAGAGGAUUAUGAUCAGUCCAAUGCAACAAGUCCUGAAGCUAAUGAAGAGAGUUUAGGUGCAAAAACCAAGGUGGGAGAGAACGUCCUCAUAAGCACCUUCAGUGAAAAUUCUGAAACAAUUGAAGCUGAAAAGGUAUUGCAGGAGGAUGGAACUAGUGCAUUUACUGAUCAUAAGACUACUCAAUCUACUACAGGCCACUGUGAAACACCUGAUGAAAUAACUCAGGUGACUGUUUUCAAUGAAAAACCAGAUAGUGGGGAAGACUCAUAUUUGUAUCAAAUGAGUGAAGAUCCUGCGUCAACUUCUGCUGAAGGUGAUAAAGAAGAGCAUUCUUCAAAAGCUGUAGAUAGGUGGAGUAUGUCACUGGAAGCUGAUUCAAGAACUAAUCCAAAAUCCACAAUAGGAACAUCUGAUUUUCUAGAUAACAGUUCAGAAUGGUGGAGUUUCCAGCCUUGCGAAGAAAAGCAAUUGGAAGAUCAGUAUUCUGGUUCAAGUCACUCUGUAACAAAUCAGCUGGGAAAUAGUAAGGAGUACUCCUCUGGCUCCCCUUCACAAGAUGAAGAACUAAGAGAAGCACAUUUCACAGAUCCAGGUAAUGAUGGAAAUCCACCUGCCCCCCUGUACUCUGAUGAAGAAGAAGAUGAAAGACUAGUACAUUCUGUCAAUAGUCCUGAUGGUCAGAUUAAUGAAGACACUUCACAGUUCAAUCAGUUUGACUCUUUCACACUGGAUAAAGAAGAAAGAGAGUUGAUAGAGCAGUUGUUUUCUACAGAUGAGGGAAAUCAACUGACUCCACAAAACUCUUUUUCAGAUGAGGAACAAGGUAUACCAAAUACAGCAGUUGAAGCAAUCACUGUACUGGAUCCACCAAAAGACAAUGAGGGAAAUGCAAAAGUCACCCCUCAAAGACAGCAGGAGGACACCUGUGAAAGAGUAGAAGUGCACAACUCCAUGCCAGGUGCUUUCACUGUAGAAGACUUAUCUUUUGAAAUGGCAGAAAAGUCAAGUCCAGAGUGGAAUAUAUUAGUUCCCCAAGCUUCACUUAUCCCAGAUAUUUUACAGGAUAACACACAAGGAAGUAAUCAGCAGUUUUCAGUGGAACCUGACCUGUGGACUAAUGCUGAGGAGACUGUCACUUUGAAAUCAGAUGGUGAAAAUCCUGAUAUUUUAAGUCACUGUGACCAAGACAAUGGUUCAGAGUCAUCAAGUAGUCCUGAUGUGUGCCAGGAAUAUGGAGCUAAGCAUGCCUCAAUCCCAUCUUCUCAGAUUGCAGUGGAGCCUGAAGACAAAGACAGUCAGCCAAUUCGUACAAGAUCAAAUGUGAAUAAAGAGGCAGAUAUUGAUUCAAAGUGUCAGUUAGUAAUGCAGAGUGAGAUGCACUCUGAAAAUGGUAGCCUCCAGGACUAUGAACCAGUAAAGACCAGUGAAUUCUAUCAGCUUAUCUCUUCUAAUUCUCAGGAGCUUCCUGAAUUUCCAAUUCCAGAAGAAUACAGUCUAGAAAAUAAGCUGGUUUUUGACCCUGUUGAGUCAACUGAAAUUGCCAGUGAAGUUAUAAAAGAGACAUCCUUAGAUGUGAAAGACAUGCUCCAUGGAAGUUUCACUGAUGCAAGCCACCAAGGAGCACCAACUGAUACAGCUCAAAUCACGACCUCUCAAAUGCAUUUGCUUCCCAUGGAUUUCAAUCAGCCUGAUAGGGAAGAACAAAGCUUAAAAGAAAUUAGUGCCUUGGGUGAAGUUGUAAAAUAUUCUGAAACUGACCAUACAGCAAUAACUGGUGUUGAGCUAGAUAGGUCAGAAGAAUGUGUGGAUGACUUUGACAUAGGGAUAGAACAUAGUAUCAGGGACACCUCAGUGACUAAUGUCCUGGCAGGCACAUGUGGUGGAGUGAACAUACUGACGUUGCUAGGCAGUGAGGCAGCAGAAGAUGAACGGACACUCCUUCCCAAAUCCUUUCUACCUGGUGGUAAUGAAGGUGAUGAGUCUGAUUCAAAUAAUCAACUGUUUGAUGACAUAGCAAAAGAAAAUGAAGCUGUAAUUGAAAAUGAUGUUCCUGUGUUCAAGGAAAUACCCAAUGACCAAUCACCAACAGUGUGCACUCCACUAUCCUCUGCAUCUUUUGAUGCUGAACCCUCUGGCAGCAGAGAGAAUGCAAACGGUGAGCUCCUGUUACAGCAGCCAUUUUAUGGCAGUGUUUCUUUGGAAAAACGAUUGCCGCUGCCAGCUCCUCUGGAAGGUGCAGAGGACAUCCUAAUGACCGAAGGUAAGGUGUCUGAGACAUCCACAGAGCGUCUUGAGGAAAAUUUCACCUCAGUACCAUCGCUCUCCAUGUCUGAAGUAACUCCCCCAGAUUCGGAUUUCUUGACAGGAAAAUCUGAAACAGACACAGCCGAUCCCGACUCACCACCAGGUGGAGAUAGAAGAUCGUGUGAUGAAGCUGGCACUGACUUCCUACUUUGUAGGGAGGAAAAGCUGACAAAUUCCCAUAAGAGCCCUGAACUAGAAAGUACAGACAGUAAAGAAGAUGUGAGGAUGCAGGUGCUCCCAGCUUCACUGGAGAUGGAUUACAUCCUUGUUACUGAGGAAGAAAAUACACCUGUAACAAAUGAUACCCUUGAAAGAAGCAAAAUUAAUUUUGCAUUUCAAGAAUCCCAUGAGGGCUUUUCACCAGGGUCCUUGGGUGCCCUUCAGGCAAUAUCAGUUUCAAAUGAAAGCAAAGAUCAUUUUGUUUGUGGGAUUGGAGACGCUGUUCACUUAGAAGAGAAAAAUUCUUCUGCUGUGCCUCAGAAGCUGGAUGGUGAAAUGAAAUCACAGGAAAGCUGUGGGCAAGACGAGGGCUGGAUUAUAUUGGGACAAAAUGAAGUAAGUGACAUAUCACCUGAAGAAAUUUCUGCCAAGACAGAGAUGCCAAGAUCAGGGUCCGAACAUUCUGGUGAAGAGCUGCCACCUAUUGCAGCGCAGGAAUUGAUUGACACUUGGACAGAAUUUCAGGUAGAAACUCCCCUUCAGAAAUCUUUUGAACAUGAAAGCUGUUCUCCUUCAGAUGGCCUGGCAGCUGAGAAUGUGAGUUCAGGCAUUGCAGGAACACCAGAGUUGCAGGUAGUUGGUGGUGAUAGUACGUGGGAAGCAAAUUCUCAGCAGAGGCUUGGGAAUAAUGUAGCAACAGAACAAGAAAUGAAGGAGGAAACGGUUCUUCUCAACAGUGACAGAGAAUUGAAUCAAAAAUCAGGGUUAGUACAAGAGGAUGUGGGAAUGGACAUCCCCUUAGCUGAGGGUGUACUAAGCCCCAGUUCUACAGAGAUGAGACCUGAACCUCCAAAUUCGCUUGAUCUUAAUGGUUCCCAGCCCAGAAGGAUAAAGCUCACUGCUCCAAACAUCAAUCUCUCAUUGGACCAGAGUGAAGGGUCUAUAUUGUCUGAUGAUAAUUUGGAUACACCCAAUGAAAUUGACAUUAAUGUAGAUGACCUUGACACUCCUGAUGAAGCUGACUCUUUCGAAUACACUGGACAAGAAGAGCAGACUGCUGCUAAGGAUGCUUCCCAGGAGGAGUCUGAAUCAAUCCCUGAGUACUCUGCUGAAGAGGAGCGAGAGGACAACAGGUUAUGGAGAACGGUGGUUAUUGGAGAACAAGAACAGAGAAUUGAUAUGAAAGUCAUUGAACCAUACAAAAAGGUCAUUUCACAUGGAGGAUACUAUGGUGAUGGCCUGAAUGCCAUCAUUGUGUUCGCAGCAUGCUUCUUGCCAGACAGCAGUCGAACUGACUACAACUAUGUCAUGGAAAAUCUCUUCCUAUAUGUAAUCAGUACCUUAGAGCUGAUGGUAGCUGAAGACUAUAUGAUUGUCUACUUGAAUGGAGCAACACCAAGAAGAAGGAUGCCUGGAUUGGGUUGGAUGAAAAAAUGCUAUCAGAUGAUUGAUCGACGAUUACGGAAGAAUUUGAAGUCAUUUAUAAUUGUUCAUCCCUCGUGGUUUAUCAGGACAAUUCUGGCUGUAACACGACCUUUUAUAAGCUCUAAGUUCAGCAGUAAGAUACAGUACGUCAACACAUUGGCAGAGCUUCGUGAGAUGAUUCCAAUGGAAUAUGUGCAUAUACCAGACAGUAUUGUCAAGUAUGAUGAAGAUAAGUGUAUUAAGAGAAGAAUGAGCAUCGACAUGACCUUGAAAUAAGAAGCAUCACUGCCAGGCAUUUGAAGAAGAGGGGUUCACGUGGAUUUUCGUCCCCCAGACAAUCGCAACCACGCUGUACAAUAAGUGAUUUGAUCAAUUGUGUUAGGUUUAUAAGUUUCCCCUGUCAUUCAGCAGUUCAAGAAGACCAAAAGGGUUUGUCCUAUGGUCUUGGAAACAGCAGAAUUUUGGGUCCUGGUUAUUUUUGUUGUUUUCAGAAACAGUUUUCAUUAGGAAAGCUGUAUCACCUAGCAUUGGUUUCUCUGUGUGUGCCAUUUCUGUUAAAAAGGAUACCAUCUUACCAACACUGUGCCUCAUGAAUAGGUCAAUGAGGAUGGGGAUUUUUUAAUUUUUGUCUUCAGCAUAUUAAUGUUUAUGCAUAGCUGAACGCAAUAGUUAUUGUUACAAUAAGUGUUAGUUUGCUUGUGUCACAGAGCAGCAGCAAUUUUACUGUUCAAAAAUAACUUCAGAAAUUAUGCAGGAUUUUCUUGAAUUUGACAGGCUUUGUUAGAUCAGGCUUUGGGUAGCCUGUCGUAGUGAAGGGUGCGAGCCCCUGCUCAAGGCAAAGGGGCUGGAGCUAGGUGAUUCCUCAGGGCCCUUCCAACUCAGAGUAUUCUUGCUUUUAUGAAUUUGUGUUUCUUGAGGUCUGAAAAGUCUUCCCAUCUGCAUUAAAUUACUUUUUUGUUUGAUCAGAGAGAAGUGUGAUAUACUAAAAAAUAAUAAUUAGGAACUAAAAAAUAAUAAUUAGACUUCCCAGAGGAUGAAUGAGUAACUGAAAUUAAUUUUAUUUUAAUAAUUUGGUUUAGUAUAUUUAUUUUAGGCAUAAUUUCAUAGAAGCAGCUAAUCCUGUAAAUUACUUUCAUAUAUUCUAAAAUCCUUGGAGCAUUAAUUUAUUGCUGCUUUCUAAGUCUGUUUCUUCCAGAACAAUUUUUAUAAGUUGUGAGUCUUCAAGUGACAUCCUGUCUCCAGUUGUAUAGGCUGUUAAUUCUCUGAAUAUUAAUCAAAUAUUCUUUCCUACUGGGAGCUGAAAGCUGGGAGUCAUAAUCAUUUGUUAGGAAUAUUUGUUAAAAUCUUGCUCCAAGAGUUUCUAUUAGAUAAAAAAAAUAAGUCUUAAAAUAGUAUUUGUUGUCUGUGUCACAGAGCACACCAGUAAAAACACAAAAAGGGAAAAACCCUAAGCAUCUUUUGUUUACCGGGGUCCUAUUUAUUUGCACAAAAUAUACUACAGUAAGUCCUACUCCUUACUGGGAAAUACAAGCUUCAGUUUCUCAGAUAAUGCUUCUACAGGAGUGUGCAAAUUAAUUAUCUAGAGAUUUCUUUUUGUCUGCUUUAAAAAGAUGAGAGUCAGGAAAAUUACCAAUGUUUUCUCUUACUCUAGUGAAUGCACACAGGCACUUUCCAAACCUCCUGACUUGCCUGCCUGUUGGGAAGUCUGAAUGGAAGUCUUAUUAUUACAUACUCUCUUAUUCUUUUUUCACAAGAUUCUUGUAUGGCCUAGAAUUACGUCUGUGGAUUCUUUACUUUGUAAAGAAAUCCUUAGACAGGACAAUUCAAGGUAAGUUGCACCUUAUUAGUAUGGUCUAGUCCUGCUUUCAGUUCAGAGUUAUUGAUGAAAGAGGAAACAAGCAAAGUAUUUCUUGGGGCAUAAAGUUUAAGCAGAGGCAGUAGAGCAUGAGCCUUCAUUUUUUCAGCAGGAUCUAAACUGAAAGUUCUAUUCUGUCCUUCAUUUAAAAGUUUGAUAGUUUUGGGGGUUUUUUUUGUACAUUUCCAGCUCUGUCAGUUUCUGUCUUGUAUUUGCAAGGUAGUCUGCAAGCAGUGAAGCAAAUUUUUGUCAUUGUGAGCAUAGUUGUUCAGCUACUGUAAUGAAGGCUGAGAAAAUUGUCAGAAGGGCAGAAGAGUGCUUUCUUAUUGGCCAUGAAAACCAAAAUAUGUGCCCUCUGCUCAGUGCUGGUAUCCCUGUCCUACUUGCUAGUCUGCUGUAUCACAUUUUUCUGUCAGUUCCUGUAAAUUUUCACAAAGGAAGGGCCUAAUCUUACUGACCAUUGUUGCUGCUCUGUAACCUUGUCCUAAACUAGAGUCUGGUAGUGUCCACCUUUUCUCAGAUAUUUGAAUCCUGGCUUGUGUCUGCCUUAUAAAAGUGCUGUCACUUAGUAUUGGGGAUAAUGUUUUAUGUACAGAUUAAUAUUUGUAUUGACUUCCAGAUGCUAAUUAAGCUUCAUUAAGAUCUAAACUAUUAAAAGCAUUUAGUAGCAUGAAGUUGCAUCAUUUGUAGACCUGUAGUUGAAGCCUCUUAAGAAAAGCCACAUGACCUGUGUUAUGCAAUAGAUGGGGCAAGUUUCCACUAGAAGAGAAGUUCACCACAAAGUAGAGGUUCAGCACAAAUCUUCAUUCACUCUUUGGGACUUAUGUGUGGUAUAAGAGAUUUGUGAUUUUAAUGGUGGACAUCAGAUCAGAGUUGAAUUUAAUUCUACUUGGCUUGUGUGAAGUUACCAAGCAGCAAAGUUACAAAUUAAUAUUAUUAUUAUUAUGGGCAGAAUAAUGGUGGCAGCCUGAGAUGAAAGGAAUUUGUUUAAGCCAGAUGGCACAUUAAAACAAAAUGGGGCAUUGAUGUGAUAGUUAAAAAAUGAUUGCAGGAUCAAAGUGUGGUUAUCUUUGCUUAUUAAUAUAUUUUGAAAAGUUUUUUAAUGUAAUGAUAAGGCAAUUCUAUGUUAUACUAACAAUAACAUAUCAAUAUUACUAAAUCAGUAGUUUGUUGAAAGAGAAAUAUAGUACAUAUGAUUGCACAGAUACAAGCUUUUAUAUAUGGAUUUUUUCUACUGUGUAUCAGAGUGCUCAGAUGAAAUAUAAAUUAGUAGUUGCAAAUUUUUUGUUAAAAUACCUAUGCUGACUUCAAUUAUAGAUUAAGCAAUACAAGGAUAUCUAAUAGCAUUGUAUGAAUAUAUAUACUUAUGAAUC